ACGACAUCGUUUUACGACGUUGCUUUACGACACUGCACAAAGUUCCUCAUCGCUCUGGAUCAAGAUGGCCUCAUCGUUUUGGAAAGGUGUUGUCGGCGUCGGACUCUUUGCCUUAGCUCAUGCAGCUUUUUCAGCCGCACAGCAUCGAUCAUACAUGCGACUCACAGAGAAGGAAGAUGAGACACUACCAAUUGAUAUUGUAUUACAGACCUUAUUAUCGUUUGUGAUGACCUGUUACGGUAUUGUCAACAUUGCUGGAGAGUUCAAAGACAUGGAUGCCUCCUCAGAGCUCAAAAACAAAACAUUUGAUACACUGAGGAACCACCCAUCCUUUUACCUUUUCAACCACCGGGGUCGGGUGCUAUUCCGCACGCUGGAAGAGGAGCCGUCCUCCGCACGCAACCAAGCGCUCCCAAACCCCUUACGGCUACGCAAGCUGGAGAAUUUGCAUUGAGACUGGCCUUUCCUGCCUGUAACACCAACAACGUCAGUUAACAUUUGUUUUUGUUAGACAGAAGGGGGAGCCUGCCUUCCUCGACUUUAUUUUGUUUUUGUACAUAAACUAAUAUGCUGUCCAAACAUGCAUCUCUGUCCAUAAAAGUGGUCACCAACCAUACUCAACACUGACUGUGCCAACCCUUCAACUUUUCAAGCCGAUUUGUUUGUAUAUACAGUGUGUAAUCGCUUUGGAGUCUUAAGAUACGGAGACCUCUGCCCCUUUUUGUCCCUUCUGAACUCAAAUUGGGAUAUUGCUGUCCUUUGUAUAUCCUUUGUAUGAGGGGCAAAAAAAUGCCUGUUACUGUUUCAUUUCAACCGCACCAUCAGUCCUCAGCCACCAUCUGGGCCAGCAUUUUGUGAACUGAAAUGAGUUUUGUUGUAUGAACCGGAGCCUUUUAAUUCCCUUGAUGGUUUCCUGGAAGCAUAAAGGCUCAUCUUUACUUCCUGUUUGCAUUAAAGAGGUUCUGCUUUAUGCCACAGGAAAUCCACUCAAGGCGAGAUGUAAGAGCAGAAGAAAGCGUUAGGCAGCCGUUCCACUGAUACUGUGAACACUAAUGAGAACUAGAAAGUAUAGGUACAUUCAUUUUGGUGAAGUUUGUUUUUCCUUCAUUUUACAUUAAGAUUCAACAUAUGUUUUUAAUUUAAUAAAAGGCUUACUGAUUUUA
Molecule: messenger RNA, 1163 nt
Organism: Notothenia coriiceps (black rockcod)
Lineage: Eukaryota; Metazoa; Chordata; Actinopteri; Perciformes; Nototheniidae
Gene: mmgt1
Product: membrane magnesium transporter 1
Exons: 4
Coding region: 65-454 (129 amino acids)
Cellular component (GO): plasma membrane; early endosome; EMC complex
Source: RefSeq, a predicted model, not a curated record